GUGACGAGUGCAGAUGGGUCCACCAGGGCCGUAGCAGGCAUCUACUUGUUCAAGGCUGACCGCUGCCAGAAAUGCCUCUUCUAUGCCCCGGCGGUGCUGUUGGAUGCUGUCUUUGAGGGUGCAGAAAUGCCUCGCAAGCUCGCCGGGCGCAUGGUGGUGGAGCUCGCCUACCAGCAUACAGACAUUGACAAGAAAGGAAAGGCUACAGACCAGACUGUCGUCAGCCGGGCAGUGGUCACCGCUCUGCAUCUCCAGCUGGUUCAACCGUCUCACUUGCCGCUGGGCACCAAGCUCUUGCAGUGGGAUCCUCUGCUGGAGGCU
Symbiodinium pilosum is the source of this 321-nucleotide messenger RNA. Lineage: Eukaryota; Dinophyceae; Suessiales; Symbiodiniaceae. The record is from the annotation of a GenBank genome assembly.